Cottoperca gobio is the source of this 5035-nucleotide messenger RNA. RefSeq names its product ATP-binding cassette, sub-family C (CFTR/MRP), member 12 (gene abcc12). Lineage: Eukaryota; Metazoa; Chordata; Actinopteri; Perciformes; Bovichtidae. Gene Ontology annotation, biological process: transmembrane transport. The record is from RefSeq and is a predicted model, not a curated record. The transcript has 31 exons. Gene Ontology annotation, molecular function: ATP binding; ABC-type transporter activity; ATP hydrolysis activity. Gene Ontology annotation, cellular component: membrane. Bases 129 to 4253 code for a protein of 1374 amino acids.
GGGACAUUUGCCUCUGAACAGGCCAACCUUUGAUCUCUAUAUAAAGCAACUUAUGUAAGGCAGGGUAACAUGUUGCUCCAGUAUUAACAAGCUGUGGUGAGUCUUUCUCGUCCUCCACACAGGACAAAAUGACGAAAGACUAUUCUUUGGAGAGGAACGGUACUCGAGGAGUCUCUUUUAUAGAAGACAGUUUCCGAAAGAGAAAUGGAUCCGCGGCCUCCAGUACAGGACCUGCCAGUUCCGACAACAGAGAAAGAGCACACUCCCUGUUCGGAAAAUACAACCAGAGCGUACAGACCCUCAAACCCUUCCGCUGGUCCUCCUCCCAGUCCCACCCUCUGGACAAUGCCGGUUUCUUGUCCUUUACAACCUUUGCCUGGAUGACCCCCAUGAUGUGGGCCUUGUUCAGGAAUAAACUGGACAUGAGCUCGCUCAACCUGUCUCCUUUGGAUGUAGCCGACAUCAGCGGAGAAAGGCUCCAAAGACUCUGGGAGGAAGAAGUGGCCAAUGUGGGCCUGAAGAAAGCCUCUGUGGUUCGAGUGAUCCUUCGCUUUCAAAAAACCAGGUUGAUUCUGUCCGUCUUUGUUGGCGUCCUUUCCAUGAUGGCAGCAUUUGUGGGACCGGCUGUUCUGGUCUAUGGGAUCCUAAACUACACUCAGGCCCCAGAGAAUUCCACACUACUCCAUGGAGUUGGUCUGUGCGUCGCUUUGUUCGUCUCAGAGUUCUUCAAAGCCUUCCUAAUAUCCUUGCUGUGGGCGGUGAACUUGCGCACUGCAGUCAGACUGAAGGGCGCCUACUCUUCAGUGGCCUUUCAGAAAAUCAUCUCUCUGCGGGUGCAGAGCGGCAUUACAAUGGGAGAGAUGAUCAGUGUUUUAACCAGCGAUGGCCACAGGUUAUUUGAGGCAGUAUUGUUUGGGAGCUUCAUAUUGUCCACCCCGGUGCUCUUUAUUAUGUGUGUUAUCGCUGCCUGUUAUGUUCUGGGCUACACCGCACUGACUGGAGUCUGCACCUACGUCAUCUUCUUGCCCAUACAGUUUGGCUUGGCCAAGCUCAUUAACAUAUUCAGAUGGAAAACCGUAUUGAUAACAGACUGCCGUGUUCACACAAUGAAUGAGAUUCUCAACAGCAUCAAACUAAUCAAGAUGUACGCCUGGGAAGAAUCCUUUGAGGAGAAGAUCAUAGACCUCCGGAAAAAUGAGAAGAAACAACUGCUGAGGGUCGGUUACGUCCAGAAUGCCAAUACCAACAUCACCAGCAUCAUCCCCACCCUUGCCACCGUUCUCACCUUCAUUGUACACACUUCGCUGCACUUAGAGCUCAACACGCCUGAUGCCUUUACCACCAUCGCCAUCUUCAACUCCAUGAGGUUCUGCCUGGCUUUACUGCCCCUGUCUGUGAAGGCCUUGGCUGAAGCUGCUGUAUCACUAAGUCGCCUUAGGAAAAUAUUGAUGAUCCAGAAUCCAGAAACCUACCUGAUCCAGAGAAAAGGAAGUGACUCAGCCAUAGUGAUGAAAAAUGCUACACUUUCCUGGACAAAACCAGCCAGCGAGCCAGAUCCCCCACCCAGCUCAGCCAAUGGGGUGAAGGGACACAAAGUGGAGGGAGUGUUCCAGAAUGGGAAGAGUGAAACCUUGCCAACCCUGAGAAACAUUUCCCUCACACUGCCUAAGGGCAACCUGCUUGGUGUCUGUGGCAACGUGGGGAGUGGAAAGACAUCACUGGUUUCCAGCAUUUUGGAACAGAUGCACCUUCUGCAGGGCUCCCUCACAGCUGAUGGGACGUUUGCCUAUGUCUCCCAGCAGGCCUGGAUAUUCCAUGGGACUGUUCAAGAGAACAUCCUGAUGGGGGAACCUUUCGACCAGUCCAAAUACGACAGAGUUUUGGAUGUCUGUAGCCUCAGAGCUGAUCUGACAAUCUUCCCAUAUGGUGAUCAAACGGAGAUUGGAGAGCGAGGGCUGAAUCUGUCAGGGGGGCAGAAGCAGAGGAUCAGCGUGGCCAGAGCUGUCUAUUCCAAUAAAGACAUCUUCCUGCUCGACGAUCCACUAUCUGCUGUCGACGCCCAUGUGGGGAAACACAUCUUUGAAGAAUGCAUUAAGAAGGAGCUUUGUGGAAAAUCGAUCAUACUGAUUACACACCAGCUCCAGUAUCUGGAGUUCUGCGAUAACAUUUUGGUUCUGGAGGAUGGCGAGGUGCGGGAGGCUGGAAACCACCAGGCCCUGAUGAAAGACAACGGACGCUACGCUCAGCUCAUCACCAACUACCAGAUGGAACAGUCCAAAAGUCAGAAUGAGGAGGAGGAAGGUUCGCCCCAAGACGCUGCCACGCUGAAGGACGUUGUGCUAACAGAUAGCACAGAGAGCGGCUUAGUGAACCCAGCGUUCGACAUGUCAGACGAAAAGGACGAUGCAACGACAGCUGACCAAAAAUCUGUUGUGGGUGACCAGCUGGUCAGUCAGGAGUCCGCGACGGAUGCUGCCAUCUCCUGGAGAGUCUACCAUCAAUACUGCAAGGCAGCUGGAGGCUACAUCGUCUGCUUCCUCACCAUCCUGAACAUUGUCCUGAUGAUUGGAUCUACAGCCUUCAGCAACUGGUGGCUCAGCUUCUGGCUGGGGCAGGGUGAUGGGUCAUUCAAUAACACAACUUUAAACCAGGGUGACGUCUCACAAAACCCAGACCUGCACUUCUACCAAAUGAUUUAUGGCGUGAUGAUGCUCGUCAUGGUGACACUUGCCAUCAUCAAAUGCUUCUCCUACACUAGGGUCACCUUGAACGCCGCCUCCAUACUCCACAACACCAUGUUCAAGAAGAUUUUCUCCAGUCCCAUGAGUUUCUUUGACACGACGCCAGCAGGCCGUAUUCUCAACCGCUUCUCCAAAGAUCAAGAGGAGGUGGACUCUGUGCUUCCCUUCCACAUGGACCCUUUCUUUCAGUUUUCUCUAAUGGUCACCUUCACCAUUAUCACCAUCGCAGCUGUCUUCCCCCCCAUGCUGGUAGCUGUGGUUGUUAUGGGAGCUUUGUUCACCAUCAUUCUCUUCAUGUUCCAGAGGAGUGUCCGUCAGAUGAAGAGGAUGGAGAACAUCAGUCGAUCUCCCUGCAUCUCUCUCACCACCUCGACCCUGCAGGGCCUCAGCACCAUCCAUGCCUACAACAUAAGAGACAGCCACAUAAAACUGUUCAAGUCACUGAAUGACAUCAACUCCAACCACUACCUACUGUUUCACUGUGGGACACGUUGGCUCUCCUUCUGGCUGGACUUCAUGGCUUGCAUCAUGACCUUGUUGGUGUCUUUGUUCGUCGUGCUCAGCAGUAAUGACUUCAUCAGUCCGUCUAUGAAAGGCUUGGCCAUGUCCUACACCAUACAGCUGACAGGCAUGCUUCAGUACGUAGUGAGACAGUCGACUGAGGUGGAGGCGAGAUUCAACUCGGUGGAGCGGCUGCAGGAAUACAUCACUGGUUGUAAGUCUGAGGCGCCCAGACACGUAAAGGAUGCUCAAGUCCCUCAGGACUGGCCAAAGAGCGGAAGUAUCACCUUCCAGGGCUAUAAGAUGAGGUACAGAGAGAAUACACCCAUUGUCCUGAACGGGCUCGAUUUUUCCAUCCGGGGUGGAGAGAAGCUGGGCAUUGUGGGAAGGACAGGCUCUGGGAAGUCCUCUUUAGGCGUGGCUCUGUUCAGGCUGGUGGAGCCAGCAGCAGGAACCAUCCUGAUAGAUGGCGUGGACAUUAUGGCCAUUGGUCUGCAGGAUCUGCGCAGCAAAUUAUCGAUCAUCCCCCAGGAUCCUGUGCUAUUUAUUGGCACAAUCAGGUACAACCUAGACCCCUUCAAUAACUACAAUGAUGGGGAGAUCUGGGCGGCGCUGGAGAAGACCUACAUGAAGGACUCGAUCUCCAGACUGGAGGGGAAAUUACAGGCACUGGUGCUGGAGAACGGAGAGAACUUCUCUGUCGGAGAAAGACAACUGCUGUGUAUGGCUAGAGCUUUACUCCGCAACUCCAAGAUCAUUCUAUUGGAUGAGGCAACAGCAUCCAUUGAUGCAGAGACAGACGCCUUGAUCCAGAACACCAUCAAAGAAGCCUUCCAGGACUGCACCAUGCUCACCAUCGCCCAUCGUAUCAACACUGUGACGCACGCAGAUCGUAUUCUGGUUAUGGACAACGGAGAGGUGGCAGAGUUAGACCCUCCAGAUGUGCUGAAGCAAAGACCAGACUCGCUGUUCUCCUCACUCCUCACUGCUGCUAACACUGUGAACACCUGAACCACAGAGGCCCUGUGGCACCACAGCACCACUACACACAUUUAUACCUGUAACAUGAUAGUAGUUAUUCAAGUACACCACCUAUAUUAACCACACCUCUCAUAUUGUAAUCUGGACUGGUGUGCUUGUAUCAGUUGUAACUGAGCAGCAGAGAUGGGGCUUCUACAGAAGCUCUGAGAGGCAAGUGAGAAAGAAUAAAUUGGGUGAUCUGUUUUCUAAGUCUGAUCUAAUUUUUGAAAGUUUUUUUCCUGUGUUUGUGACUUAAGAACAGGCCAAAAGAAAGGUAUGACAGUAAUGUAACAUAACUUGCUAACACCCAUUAUAUGUACUAAGUUUAGAGUGCAUGGAGAGAUUACAACUCACCUGAAAGGAAACAUUAAUGCUUUUAUUCCUAUUUAGAACAUGUGUAUGUCAGCCUCUUGCGGCCAAAAUGAGUAUUACAACAACAAACACAGAAAAUGUGUAAACUGUGUAAAUAGUGAUGUAUUUAUCUACCCUGUCUGCUGAAACAAAUACAUGGACAAUGUUAUUUCAUAGGAUUUUUAAAGAAGUGUCUAUGAAUGUAUAUUUAUUUAUUGAUUUUCUAUGUCUUUGUUUACUGACACUUUGCAAACUUCUGUGUGAAGUUUUGAUUUGCUGGGUGAAAAUGCACCACAUGUACAGUAUAUGCAAAACAUUUUGAAAUAGCUAUUGCAUAUAUUCAUCAUAUUUAAAUAGAAUAUAGAGUAUACUGUUGUAACUCAUGUAAGAUAAACUGACUGCAGACAAUGUUGCUGCUUGCA